This is a messenger RNA of Myzus persicae (green peach aphid), 1705 nucleotides long. RefSeq lists its product as uncharacterized. NCBI's taxonomy places the organism in Eukaryota, Metazoa, Arthropoda, Insecta, Hemiptera, Aphididae. The record is from RefSeq and is a predicted model, not a curated record. The transcript is spliced from 7 exons. Bases 498 to 1595 code for a protein of 365 amino acids.
GAUUUAUCGUCUUUUUGGGAACGUUCGACACAACUGGGGACAUACUUAUGGACCCAUUUGUCAAUUGUCAUAGACAUGACUUAAAUACAUAUUUAUGUUUUAUGUAUCUAUAAAGUGUGUUUAAUAUUACACUCAUCGCAAACAACACAACUACGAAUUACAAAUUAUGAUAAUGAUAAUUUAGUAUUUGAAUGUAGGUACCUCAUAUUAUAUCAUACGAUAAUAAAAUAUUAUGACGGGAUGCCAGUUUUAUAAUAAUAAUAAUAAUAAUAAUAAUAAAUAAUAAAUAAUUUAUUAUUAUUCUGAACGCGCGUAUCAGUGACCAUUUCCUUUACACACGACUUGCCGGAAGGCGGAAGAUGACACAACUAUGCGAUCAUCAUUGACGGCCACCUCUACGCCACUGUUUGGUCACAGGAAGUGUCUGAGGAUAUAUUGAUUUAAAACAAUCGUUUUGUCCGCCGCUACAGCAACAGUUGUAGCAUUAAACGUCCAGCAUGUCAAAAGACAGAGUACUGAUUUUGGGAGGCUGUGGUUUUAUUGGCCGUCACCUGGUCAAGUAUUUGGUGGACAACGAUCUAGCUUCGGCCGUGAGAGUAGUUGACAAAGUGCCACCCCAAAUUGCUUGGCUCAAUGACGACCACAAGGCAGCCUUUGAAUCUCCCAUAGUAGAAUUUCUCAGUGCUAAUUUGAUAAAUCAAUUUUCCUGCGAGAAUGUUUUUGAAGGUUUCUUUGAUUAUGCUAUCAAUUGUGCCGGAGAAACUCGUGUUGAUUUACCAGACACCAUCUAUGAAGAGGGAGUCUAUAAACUCAGCAUGAACUGUGCUCGUACUGCUGCCAAGUUUGGUAUAAAACGUUAUGUUGAAGUGUCAUCAGGUCAGUUGACUGCCAACCACAAAGGACCAAUUAAAGAAGAUGAUAAAGUAAUACCCCUCACAUCCAUCGCUAAGUACAAAUAUGAAGUUGAAAAACAAAUUAAAACCAUUCCGAAUUUAAAUUAUACGAUUGUCCGGCCAGCUAUUGUGUAUGGCAUAGGUGACAGAACUGGGCUAACACCAACUAUUGCGAUUGGUUCUUUGUAUCGAGGACUGGAAGAGCCUGUUCGAAUACUGUGGAAAGGCAGUACCUCUUGUAACACAAUACAUGUUGAAGACUUUUGUAGAGCUGUAUGGUAUUUGUUAAAAUUACCAGAAGCUGUUGGGGAAACUUACAAUUUAGUCGACAGUGGUCAAACUACACAGAAUAUGAUAGCUGAAAUUGUGUCCUCAUUGUUUGGAGUUAAACACGAGUUUCUGGGCUCGGUUCUUUCAUCUUUAUGUAGAAAUGAUCUUGAUGUUAUUGCUUCCGAAGCAAAUGACAAACAUUCAGUACCUUGGGCCGAAGCAUGUUCAAAAUCUGAUGUUCAUAACACUCCUUUGUCUCCAUUUAUUCACAAAGAUCACUUGAACGGUUAUCGUAUCCAAAUGAAUGGCAGUAAAUUUAUGAAUAAUUCUGGUUUUACAUUAAAACAUCCAACAAUCACAGUUGAAUUACUGAAACAGGUUGUCGAUGACUACAUUAAAAUGAAUCUUUUUCCUAAAUCAUUGCUAGUUUAAACGUGUUGAAAGUUACCAUUUCAUUAAGCACAAUUUAUUGUAAACUUAAUUUUGAUAUUUUCUGUGAUAUAAUAUUAGUUAUUACCAUUAUUUAAUAUUUAUUUAUAUUG